AUGUGUGAACAAGAAUGCAAGCACGAAGACACCAUGUGCAACGUGCCAUAUCGAAGUGCUGUCGGAGGCAUCAUGUAUCUCAUGGUCGCCACACGUCCGGAUCUAGCUGCUGCAGUGGGAUCAUUAUCCCAGUUCUCGUCCGACCCAUGCCCGACUCACUGGCAAGCUUUGAAGCGUGUGCUGAGAUACCUGCAAGCAACGCCCAAUCAUGGUCUUGAGUUUACACGUGAAGAAGGAAGCCGUAUCUGCGGGUACACCGACGCAGACUGGGCCGGCGGCAUUGAGUCAAGACGAAGUACAAGCGGCUAUGUGUUCAUGAUGAGCGGAGGAUGCAUCAGCUGGAAAAGCCAGAAACAACGGACGGUCGCGCUAUCUUCAACAGAAGCAGAAUACAUGGCGCUUUCCGAAGCAACCAAAGAAGCAGUAUGGCUCAAAGUGCUUUUGGGGGAACUUGGUGAGAUGACAAGCGACGAAGCGAUUAAGAUGUAUGAAGACAACCAAGGAUCAAUCGCUCUCGCCAAGAACCCGGAGUUCCAUAAGAGAACAAAACACAUCGACAUACGCUACCAUUUUGUGCGUGAGAAGGUGGAAUCAGGUGAAGUCGUUUUGGAGUAUUGCCCGACUCAAGAUAUGCUGGCAGACAUGAUGACCAAGCCGAUCGCCGCUGUACAAUUUGAAAACAUUCGCGAUCGACUUGGGAUCCAAGGUGCCGCAGCUAACGAGUCGAGAGGGAGUGUUGAAAAGACAGCGGCUGUGAAGAAGACACCUCGUCAAGCUGCGUCAAGUGUUGAAGCAAGUGGAAGACCAAGCUUCGCUAUACCGGUGGGUACCGGUAUGUACCAGUAA
Molecule: messenger RNA, 846 nt
Organism: Peronospora matthiolae
Lineage: Eukaryota; Oomycota; Peronosporomycetes; Peronosporales; Peronosporaceae
Source: the annotation of a GenBank genome assembly